CCUGCACGUCUGCAACACGGCCAACGCUCUCGCAAUGCACCUCUCCCAUGCACAGCCUCACAUCUCACUUCAACGCGCUCGCGUUACGGAAGCAAGGGCAGAAAAAAUCGCUGGUGCAGCAGAUACGCGGCAUGAAGGUGCGCAGCUCAGUCAAGAAGCUGUGCGACGGGUGUAAGAGCGUGAGGAGGAAGAAGGGACGAUAUGUGUACAUCAUUUGCUCGAAGAAUCCCAAGCAUAAGCAGAGGCAAGGAUAGACAAAUAACGAGGACUAUCGAGACGGCUUAAGACUGGGCGGAAGUAUGUGUUUGGCACAUAGACGACACAAAGGCCAUGUGGUAGCAUAGAAGAGGAUGAUGAUCUGUAUCAUGUGUAUACAUAGCUAGCGUACGAGGGCGUCACAUUCGAGAAUUGUAUAAAGAGUCAACUUCAUCACAC
This is a messenger RNA of Didymella exigua CBS 183.55, 435 nucleotides long. RefSeq lists its product as uncharacterized. The record is from RefSeq and is a predicted model, not a curated record. Gene Ontology annotation, cellular component: ribosome. Gene Ontology annotation, biological process: translation. Lineage: Eukaryota; Fungi; Ascomycota; Dothideomycetes; Pleosporales; Didymellaceae. The coding region runs from base 48 to 254 and encodes 68 amino acids. Gene Ontology annotation, molecular function: structural constituent of ribosome. The transcript is spliced from 2 exons.